Hemicordylus capensis (graceful crag lizard) is the source of this 6739-nucleotide messenger RNA. Its product is annotated as zinc finger protein 436-like. Gene Ontology annotation, biological process: regulation of transcription by RNA polymerase II. NCBI's taxonomy places the organism in Eukaryota, Metazoa, Chordata, Lepidosauria, Squamata, Cordylidae. The transcript is spliced from 5 exons. Bases 415 to 2838 code for a protein of 807 amino acids. Gene Ontology annotation, molecular function: RNA polymerase II cis-regulatory region sequence-specific DNA binding; DNA-binding transcription factor activity, RNA polymerase II-specific. The record is from RefSeq and is a predicted model, not a curated record.
GAGGCGGAGGUGGGUUUUUUUGUGUGUGUGGCAAACACAUAACCAAGAGCGAGUUCUCCCCCGUUAGAAACGGGACCAGGGAUGAAGCACCCAAGAUAAACUAGAGGAUUUUUUUUGUGGAUCUAGGCCCGACAAGAACUGGCAGUGACGGGGCCCAAGAGAACCACAAGUCCUAAAAAGGAGAGACCCACACUGCCACUGGCACAUUCUUGCUUCUGCUUCCCCCUGGAAACUGGCUCCCGUUUGAAUCUCCACCCCCCACGGAUUGACAACUGCGUUGGGGCUGGAAAUUAAUUCUUGCAGAAGCUAUUGCGUGGUCUUGGAGCAUCCCGGCUCAGCAUGUCUGUUUAGAUCAUAGUGGUAUACACUAGAAUUUUUUAUGGUGCAGCACUGUCUUUGUGAGGUCGCACAAGAAUGAAAAUAGAACAGCAAGUCCGUACAGACCCUGUCUUAGAGGAGAGGUCAGAAGGUACAGAAAAAGUCCCUCGUGUCCUCCCCAACACUGUUAGUCACAAACCCAGGAUGGAUAUGGAGCAAGGGAGUAAAGCUCCUGAAGCAAUGCAUUCUGGGAGCACUGGUGGAUCCCUCAGAAGGACAACUCCACAUCAGGUGAAAGAGGAACCUGAAGAAGGAUUGGCCCAGCGCUGGGAGGUCCAGUGGCAGGAGUUCCUAAGGACAGUGGCGCCCCCUCAUUCAGGCUGGGAUACCUCACCAUUGCCCAAGCAACCUUCACCAUGGGAUGACACGAAGGCCUUCUUGGCCUGCUUUGAGCAAGUGGCUGAAGCUUGCCAGUGGCCUAAGGAAGAGUGGGUGACCCGACUCUUGCCAGCUUUGAGUGGCGAGGCAGAGCACGCCUUCAGCAGCCUGCAGGCCAGCGACAGAGAGGAUUAUGGGAAAGUGAAGGCAGCCAUUUUGCAAAGUGAUGCCAUCAGCAGUGAAAAGCAGCGCCAGCACUUCAGGCAUUUCUGCUAUCAAGAAGCCGAGGGCCCAAGAGGGACUUACAGCCGACUCCGAGAACUUUGCCAUGGGUGGCUAAGAGUAAAGAAACAGACAAAGGAGCAGAUCCUGGAGCUUCUGAUCCUGGAACAGUUCCUGACUGUCCUACCCGCAGAGAUCCAGAGCUGGGUCAGGGAAUGCAGCCCAGAGACCUGCACACAGGCAGUGCUCCUGGCUGAGGAUUUCCUCUUGAAACAACAAGCCGCUGAGAGACGAGGCAGGCAGGCAGCAUCUGCAGAGGCAGCUGCGUGUUCCUCUGAAGUAGGCCAAGCUCCAUCUGACAUGGAGCAGAGGCAGCUGUGUGUGGAAACCAAGCAGGAAGAGGAUGAUGGGAAGACCAGCCACUGGACAGGCAGAGGAUGGAUGACUGGAGAUGAAGGGGAGGCAUAUCUGCUUGCAGAUUCCGAAUUGGUUGGGAGACACGGGGCGCCGACAUGGAAAGCCGCAAAGAUCCUUUCCCAGUGCUGUGGGCAGGAAACCACCUCAUUGGAUCGGGAAAGGGCAGAGCAGCAGCAGGAAACCCACCCAGUGGCAGAAGCGUACGAAUCCCAUUUUUGUGGGGAAGGUUACAAGACCCCCAGUGAAGCCACAGUGCAGACAGGAAUUUCUGCAAGGAGGAAACAAAACUUCUGCCAAGCUUAUGGGAAAGCCUUCGGUGUUCAGGAAAGUGAGACCAAGCGAGAACCACCAGGGAUAGCAUCAGAAAGACUCAAAUGUGCAGAACUGAAAGAGAACUUCCAGGGUCGAGAUGGACCAAAGAGGCAGGAGGGAAACAACGCAGAGAAGAGAGAGAAAUCUGUUGAUUGUCAGGCUGGGGACUUCUCUGAACUUUCAGUCCAACAAAGAAAACAAACAGAAAAGGAGAGGAGUGAGUAUCUCAAUGCCCAAUGGCACAUCUACACAGACCUUACAGUGUGUGGAACUCUCCCGGAAGAGGAUAAGCCUUAUAAGUGCUUGGAGUGUGGGAAAAGCUUCAACCGCAGCACGACCCUGGUGUCGCACCAGAGAAUCCACACCGGGGAGAAACCACACCAGUGCCUGGAGUGCGGAAGCAGCUUCAGCCAGAGUGCCAACUUCAUUAGGCACCAGCGAAUGCACUCAGGGGAGAAAGCACACAGCUGCUCGUACUGCGGCAAGAGCUUCUGCGACAAAUCGAGCUUUAUUCAACACCAGAGAAUCCACACAGGGGAGAAACCGUACAAGUGCCUGGACUGUGGGAGGAGCUUCAACAAGAGCACAAAUUUUGUCAGGCACCAACGGCUACAUACGGGAGACAAGGCGUACAGUUGCUCCCAGUGUGGCAAGGGCUUGUGCGACAAGUCGAGCUUGAUCCAGCACCAGAGGAUCCACACGGGGGAGAAGCCAUAUGCAUGCCUGGUGUGCGGAAAGAGCUUCAACAAAAGCACCAACUUCAUUAGGCACCAGAGGAUACACACAGGGGAGAAACCCCACAGCUGCUCAGACUGCAGCAAGAGCUUCUACGACAAAGCCAGCCUCAUCCAGCAUCGACGGGUCCACACUGGGGAGAAGCCCUUUAAAUGCUUGGAAUGUGGAAAGAGCUUCAGUCACAGGGGAAGCCUGAGUGCCCACAUAAGGAUCCACACAGGGGAGAGACCGUACACGUGCCCGGACUGCAGCAAGAGCUUCCGGGCUCAGUCGAGCCUUCUUAAGCACAAGAGGAUCCACACGGGGGAGAAGCCCUAUAAAUGCACAGAGUGUGGCAAGACCUUUGGGCAGAGCGCGCACCUGACUUCACAUCAGAGAUCGCACAUGGGGCCGGGAAUGUAUAAAUGCUCGGACUGUAGCAAGACCUUCUGUGAUCUAUCGGGGCUUGUUAAAUAAUCAUCAUCAUCAGGGGUGAAGAAAUGUUGGCUCAGUUGAUCAGCCAGACAAAAUAUUUUACUCGUCAAGCUAUAUUGGUAGAUUACUCAUCAGGACCUUUUUCACUCGUCAGGCAUCAUUUUUCACUCGUCACAGACUAGUAGACUAGUGGAUUUCUGCAGCCCUGAUCAUCAUCAUCAUCAUAGUUAUUUGUUAGCUGCCCCAUAACAAAUUGUUCUCUGGGUGGCUCACAACACAUUAAAAAAUCAAGUAAAACACACAACACAUGAAAUCACACUCCAAAGCAAAAGAAAAGAAAAAAAUAUAAAAUACAUGUGCCCAGGAGGGAACACGUGUGGAGAAAAUUAUGUAAAAUAAUUCAUAUAACUGCAGAUAUUCCUGGAGUGUGGCAAGUGCUCCAGUAUCUGUAAGUUCCAGGGAGUGAAACCAUUACAAAUGUUGUGUCUUGUUCUCAUUAGAAGAGCCUUGCCCAUGUAUCUAGUCCAGCAUCCUGUUUCUCAGAAUGGCCCACAGGAUCCCUCUGGGCAGCCCAUCAGCAGGAGAUGAAGGCAGACCACCUCUCCUGCCUCUGCUUCCCUGCAGCUUGUCCUCAGAGCCAUACUCAACCUGGAGAUAGCAUAUAAGCCAUCAAGAUGAGCAGCUGUUGAGAAUUUCUCUGUCCUCCUUUAAAGCCAACAGUCGAUGUUCUGUGCGAUGCAACACGGGCAGUUUGAACCAUUCUCUCUGAUGGAAGGAUUGCACAAGUGCAAUUGUGCAGCUUUAAGUUUCGGUGAAAGAGCACUCUUGUGCAACACCUCGGGCAUUGCAGUUUACAUGCCUGCAGCUGCAUGGGUGGUUCAGAACCGCCUGCUUUGCACUAUGCAGAAUGUCAGUCAUUAAGCUCAGUUCAUAACCUCAUUGAAUGCUAGAACUGGAAGGGACCUAAUCCAGCUCUGUGCUCAGUGGAAGAAACUGCUACAGCAUUACUAACAGAUGCCUGCCCAACCUUUCUUUGAAAUCUCCAGCAAAGGAGAGCCCACCACUGCACGAGGCUAGGGAUGUGCACAACAUGCUUUGUGCAUAUCCCAGGGGGUGGGGAGCAGUGUUCCCUCUAACAGGAAUUCCCAGAUGUUAUUGACUACAACUCCCAUAAUGCUCAGCCAAAGGCCAUUGGAGCUGGGGGUUCUGGGAGUUGUAGUGAACAACAUCUGGAAAUCCCUGUUAGAGGGAACACUAGUGGGGAGGGAAACCUUUUUUUAAAAGGAGGGACCUCCUUUUUAAAAGUACCCCUUGCCCCGAUUCAGUAGCAGGAGGACGAAUUGUUUUGGUACCUCUCCAAAGAGGCACCAAAAUGAUUCAAGCACAUCCCUAAACGAGGCAGACUGUUUCACUGUCCCAGUGGCUUACAGUUAGGAAGCAUUUCCUACUGUCUAGCCUAGAUCUGCUUCCUUGCCAGUUCAACCUGUUGGUUUUAGAUCCUGCCCUUCAGGUUCAUCGCUAUAUAUAUAUUUUUAGACUUGCCAGUUCAGUCACUAACCUUUUCAUUUGCAAUUUGGUUAUUUAUUUAUUUGCUACUGGUUUUCUCUGCCUUACUGUUCUGGUUUUAAUUUUAUACUGAUUUUUAUGGUUGCUGUGAGCCGCCUUGAGCAGUAUUGCGCCAGAGGGGCAGAAUGUAACUAUUUUAAAUAAAUAGACUUUACAUAAUGAUUUGGCAACUAGUUCAGACACAGUUCAUUCAGUAUAAUAUCAUGCAUUGCAAGUAUGCACGUGAUACUUACUUGCAGUAUGCACAAUAGUAAUUCUGUGAAGCAAAUACAAUAGCAACUAGUUAACGUGAGAGAAAAUUAUUAAUUUUCAAGCAGUUUACUUUUAAAUUUUUAAAAGAUUGUAUUUAACAAAACAUAUACAGCAGGCUCAAAACCUGAAAAACAUUCAUUUAUCUUACUGUUGCAAGCUGAAUGUCUGAUGUACUGAACUGCUUCUUUUGUACAGGUUAACCCUUUUUGUGUUUAGGGAUUCGGUUCAUGUUCAAAACAGCUAAGAGUUUUUAGGGAUUUUCACUGGGGAGAAAAUCCCUCUCUGAACUGACUUCUUUUUGUUUUGCAUACCACUUUUCAACAAAAAGGGUUCUCAAAGCUGUUUAUAUGGAAGAAGGAAUAAGAGGGGUUCCAAAAAGGCUUACAAACGUAAAAAGAAACACAAGGGCCACAGACACCAGCAACAGCCACUAUGGGGACAGUUUUGCUCUGUCUGAUACAUUUGCUGACACCAUAAAAUGUGCCUCUUGCCCUGUUAGCAGGGCUUUGGGCGGGGUCUGAGCUCAUGUUCAGUUUGACUCCUCGCUAAAUUGCCAUGGAAGACUCUGCAUAGGAAAAACCAUGUGUUGGUUAGACCCUUUGUGAUUUUGCAUAUAAAUGAAAAUAAACCACUAGCAAGGCCUAAGUCACGGAAGAGGUUUGGACAGUUACAUAAGAACAGCCCUGCUGGAUCAGGCCCAAGGCCCAUCUAGUCCAGCAUCCUGUUUCACACAGUGGCCCACCAGAUGGUGGGCCAGUUAUUUCCUCCACUGAAAAUGCAGCUGAAGGGGAAUGCAAAGGCUUCAUUAGUGAUGGACUUGCUGUAGCCCCAACUGAGAGCUGUCUGUAGGUACAAGCCUGAAUGUUUUCAGCAAGGGCCAUUGUGAUUUAGUUAUUUUUACCUCUCAGUUCGGCUCAGUAAGUGCUCAAGGGCACGUAUGAGUAAAUGAAGCUUUACCCACCGACGAGGCUUCUGCCUCCUUAUUAAACGGAAGGGUGUUCUUGUGACCGAGAAGUGACAGAAAUGCUUAGACUGGAGCAAAAGGGUUGACGAAAAGCAGGAGCAGCUCCAGGUAUUCCAGUGCCUGAGGCAAGGCCCCAAAUGCUGCUUUGCCCCACAACAAAUCGGGGCCAGCCAGGCCUGUAGGUAUAAUUGAGCCGGUGGGGAGAGAACAAAUGUCCUGGGGCCGUUGGUCUUUGGGGGACACCAAUAGCCUGCCCCCCCAUGCCCUCCCCCCAUUCUGCCUUUUAGGGUAUCCGGAAACUGGACCCCCAAGAUCACUGAGCUACCUGCUGCCUCCUCCUGCCAUGAGGCAUGGGGUCCGCCUACCUUUGUGACUCCUGCAGGCCAUCUGGCUGCCCACCCACUCACUGCCAGUCUGCCUCCCUUUGCUGGCUGUGCAAUGUGGUCUAGUAACAUGAUGGUGCCAACUCACGCCAGUGCAGUGACAUUAAACGGCAAUGCAACAAAAAGGGAAGCAAUACGAGCAGUCAGGUAGAAUGGGAGUGGCUGGCCUGUGGCACAGCUGGUAACAACAAUGGAGCCUGCCCCCAAUUUUGCCCGGAGCCACACUCCACAUUACUACGCCACUGGGACCAGCCUCCGUUCAAAACGGGGCUCUGCAGAUUUUUUACAGUGGUGCAGGAAGGAGGGAAGGUUGCCAACAGCCGCCUCCUCUCUCCUUGUUCAGAUCAGUCCCGAAGAGCUGCUCCAAUGGCAGUGAUAGGGGUACGUUGCCACCCUGCUGGUGGUCAUCCAAUGAUCUGCUGCCUGAGGCGAGUCCACCUCAGCUUGCCUCAUGAAAGGGCUGCCCCUGAUAAUCAGGCUGGAUUAUAUAGGAGGGCAACCAUACAGGUGACCUGUGGAGCGAAUCCGUGCAGAAGAGACACUGAGGAAAGAGAAAACUGCAAAAGUUUAAUGGAAAUGUCAACUUGGAUGGGAAGUCUUGCUGUUUUUCAGACACAUUUUGUUUGGUAAGAAUUGGAUUGUGGUUGUGUUUCUUCUGCACGUGUACGUGUAUAUGUAUACAUGUAUUUUUCUCUGUUUUAAAAUAUAUAUAUAUAUAAGCUUGUAGUUAUACACAAGGGUCAGCCACUUACAAAUAAAAAGCACAUCUGCAUACAGA